Gastrolobium bilobum is the source of this 2083-nucleotide messenger RNA. RefSeq names its product probable sphingolipid transporter spinster homolog 2. The record is from RefSeq and is a predicted model, not a curated record. Gene Ontology annotation, biological process: transmembrane transport. The transcript has 16 exons. Gene Ontology annotation, molecular function: transmembrane transporter activity. Lineage: Eukaryota; Viridiplantae; Streptophyta; Magnoliopsida; Fabales; Fabaceae. The coding region runs from base 120 to 1610 and encodes 496 amino acids. Gene Ontology annotation, cellular component: membrane.
UUGAAUUAAGGAAACAAAACGAAGCGUUUAUGGCGGUCUUACUUGAACCAGAAUAAUCGUUGCUUUUCAAUUCCAAUUCCAAUCCAUAAUCUGAGCAGAAAACCGAAGCAGUUCAAAAAAUGGCAUCGAAUUCAAGUCAAAAUCCCACUCCUUCUUGGUUUACGCCCAAAAGGCUUCUUAUAGUAUUUUGUGUCAUUAAUUUGAUAAACUAUGUGGAUCGAGGAGCUAUAGCUAGCAAUGGUGUAAAUGGAAGUCUUGCAACUUGCACUGACUCUGGUAUUUGUACUGCUGGUAGUGGAAUCCAAGGGGAUUUUAACUUGAACAAUUUUCAAGAUGGAGUUCUGUCAUCUGCAUUUAUGGUUGGGCUUCUAAUCGCUUCUCCAAUAUUCGCUUCUCUGGCCAAAAGUCACAAUCCAUUUCGGCUUAUUGGUGUUGGAUUGUCUGUUUGGACAUUUGCGAUAGCUGGAUGUGGUAUUUCGUUUGAUUUUUGGUCUAUUGCAAUAUGCCGAAUGCUAGUUGGUGUAGGUGAGGCUUCCUUCAUAAGUCUGGCAGCACCAUUCAUAGAUGACAAUGCUCCUGUUGCACAGAAAACAGUAUGGCUUGCUACAUUUUACAUGUGUAUACCAGCUGGGACUGCUCUGGGCUAUGUUUAUGGUGGAUUUGUUGGAAGCCAAUAUAACUGGCGUGUUGCAUUUUGGGGCGAGGCAAUUUUAAUGCUUCCUUUUCCGAUUAUGGGUUUUGUAAUAAAGCCUCUGCAGUUGAAAGGUUUUGCUCCAAUGGAAUCCAAACAGACUCUAACAUCCACCGAAACAAAUGUUUCAGAAAAUGGAGAUGAUGACAUGCUUGCUGAAGAUCAAGCCUUUAUCAGUGGAUCCAAGUCAACAUCUAAAUUGUGGAAUCAGUUCACCAGAUUCUCAAAAGAUAUGCAGGAGCUUUUGCAUGACCAAGUGUAUGUUAUAAAUGUUCUAGGGUAUAUAUCAUACAAUUUUGUCAUUGGAGCUUACUCAUACUGGGGGCCGAAGGCAGGAUACAGCAUUUACCACAUGAGUAAUGCUGACUUGUUGUUUGGAGGUAUUACAAUUGUUUGUGGGAUUUUGGGGACGUUAGCUGGAGGCUUGAUUUUAGACAGGAUGACUUCAACAAUCUCUAAUGCUUUCAAGCUUCUUUCUGGAGCAACAUUUCUAGGUGCAAUCUUCUGCUUGAUUGCGUUCAUUUUCAGGAGCUUGUCUGGUUUCAUAGUCCUCUUCAGUAUGGGUGAACUGCUGAUUUUUGCCACACAGGCUCCUGUAAAUUAUGUUUCUCUCCGUUGUGUAAAACCAAGUUUGAGGCCGUUGUCUAUGGCAAUAUCUACUGUUUCCAUCCAUAUCUUUGGGGAUGUGCCUUCCUCACCACUUGUUGGGGUCCUGCAGGAUCAUAUUAACGAUUGGAGGAAAACAGCACUUUGUCUAACAUCCGUUUUCUUUCUUGCUGCUGCAAUAUGGUUCAUGGGGACCUUUUUGAAAAGUGUUGAUCUAUCUAACGAAGGUGAUGAGGACCAAUCUGCCACGACUAGAAAAGGGAAAAUGAAGCCAUUGCUUGAAGGGAGUAGUGAUGCUUUCAAUCAAGACUAAUUUCUCAUGCACUUUUAGUACUAAUAAGAUGCUUACCAUUUGCAUAUGCCAUAAGUGUAUUAUCUUCAAGUCUCCAAUUCUUCCUUGAAGAGGGACAAGUCGGCAGCAUCUUUACUACAGUCAAUCAUAUAGAAAAUGGUGGGUGGCGGCACCGAUGUGGUGCUCUUGCAAAAACAAUGAGGAUACUGUAUAAUAUGUUUGGAGGAAUCUGCUGAUGGCUUCACCUUUUUAUCAGAUCGGAUGGAACGGGGAUGCUGGAUCCACUUAUCAUGAUCAAAUUGUUGUUCCUUGUAAAUUUGUAAUUAUUGUAAUUCUUAAGUCUUGCCAUGAAGAAGAAACUGGUAACGGAUAUUUUAUGCUGUUCCACCAAAUUUUCUGGAAGAUAAGUUGUCAGUAUCAAAAUGUAUAUGAAUAUGUCUUCUCUUUUUUUCCUUGGGCCAUGCGGGAGGACGUUUAUAGUCCAUGAUAUUCUU